GAGGGGAGGGCGUGAGAAGGAACGCCGGUGAGAGCAGGUGGAAAGAAGGGCAAGACAAACAGAGAGAGAGAGAUAGAGGCGCUGGGGAAGGGAGCCAGUGGAGAGGGAGCCGCCGCCGCGCAAUGUCCCGGGACCAGCCGCUAGCCGACCCUCACGGCCGGUCACUCGCCGACCAGCCUGCGGACGAAGCAGAGGGACUCCGCGGGAUAUGCGGCUCUCUGGCGGGUAGUCAGCCGGCUCACCUGCUCCAUCACGGGGCGCGGCGGGCUGCGUUGGAGUCGAGCAGGGAACCAGAGAGCGACCGCACCUUAGCCCGAACAGCCCAGUUCAACAGGUCUAGCGCGGAUCAUCCCACGGUGACACACGAGGUGAUUUACAAAUACCUGCAACGGCAGCUGGACCAGACCGUGUUGAUUCUUCACGCCAAAGUUGCCCAGAAGUCGUAUGGGAAUGAAAAGAGAUUUUUCUGCCCCCCGCCAUCUGUCUACCUGACUGGCCCAGGAUGGAGACUAAAACACGAGCGGCUGAAAUCCUGGGGUCUCAGUGAAUCGAACUGCAGACUCUCUGGUUACAUGGGCCUGGAUAAUGUGGCGACUACUCAAGGAGAUGCAUUGAAGGUCAGCUUUGAAGAACUGCCUGACACACAGAAGUUCGGCUGCGCCAAAGCAUUGUACGUCUCCGACGCUGAAAAACGCAAACACUUUCGCAUCGUCUUGCGUCUCUUCCUCGGCAACGGGCAAGAAGUCGGUACCUUCUACAGCAAACUCAUCAAGAUCAUUUCAAAACCUUCCCAGAAAAAGCAGUCCAUUAAGAAUGCCGAGUUGUGUAUUUCUUCAGACUCCAAGGUGGCCUUGUUUAAUCGGCUGCGAUCUCAGACAGUCAGUACACGGUACCUCUGCGUGGAUGGAGGGCAGUUUGUCGCCAGUGCCCGGCAAUGGGGAGCUUUCACACUGCACCUGGACAAUGACUCCAGCCGUAAGGGUGAAUUUUAUCCACGCGAUGGGUAUAUCCGAUAUGGAUCAGCCGUCAAAUUAAUCUGCACCUCUUCAGGAGUCUCCCUGCCCAGCAUGAUCAUUCGGAAGGUGUGCAAGCAGUACGCGGUGUUGGAUGUAGACGAGCCUGUUUCUCAACUCCACAAGUGCGCCUUCCACAUCAAGGACACCAACGGCAUGUACCUGUGUCUCUCCAACGAGAAGAUCAUACAGUUCCAGGCCAUGCCUUGCAGCAAGGAAGCCAACAAGGAGGUGCUGAGUGAUGGUGCCUGCUGGACCAUUAUUGGGACCGAGGUGGUAGAGUACACGUUCACCGAGAGUCUGGCUCAGCUUCACUCUCCCGUCACCCCGGUUCCUGUCAUCUGCAGCCUUGAGCUGAACGGAGGAGGUGACGUAGCCACGUUAGAAGUGCAAGGAGAAAGCUUCACUCCCAACCUGAAGGUGUGGUUCGGCGACGUGGAGGCAGAAACGAUGUACAGAGACCCCAAGUCGCUGCUGUGCGUGGUGCCUGAUAUCAGCUCGUACAGCAGAGAGUGGCGCUGGUUUCGCCAGCCCGUCACCGCCCCCCUGUUUCUGAUGAGGAGCGACGGCAUCAUCUUCUCCAGCACCUUCUCCUUCACCUACACCCCCGAGCAGAGUUGCUUCACCAUCCCGAGGGUGGUCCAGGAGGAUCCAGACAACUUCUUGGACACCAUCCACCAGGAGUUCACUCGCACUAACUACCAUCUCUUCAUGCAGAGCUGACGGGGUGGGGAAGCACCGUGCUCUGCCCCUGUGCGAUGUCUCUAGGACUUGCCAUCACCCUGAGGUCAAUGCUCAGUCCACCAACUCCCAACCUUUACUCCCCCUUAUUUACGGAAUCCGUUCCCCGUGCAUGCAAUCAUCUAACAUUAAUGGUGAACACAAAAAGAUGGAGUAAUUCAACGGGUCAGUCAGCAUCUCCAGAGAAAAGAAAUAGGUAACAUUUCGGGUCGAGACUCUUCUUCAGAUGUCUCGACCCGAAACGUCACCUAUUCCUUUUCUCCAGAGAUGCUGCCUGACCCGUUGAAUUGUUCCAUCUUUUUGCACGUGUCUUCGGUUUAAACCAGCAUCUGCAGUUCCUUCCUAAACAUUAAUGGUAAAUCGUACCUGGAGAAAAAUAAAGAAUAAUCGUUUCAGUGCCAUCCUUUUUUAUGGUGGAAUGUGUGUAAUGACUGACAUUUAUACGCAGAAACAAUGAACGACAGGUUAGUUUAGUUUAGGGAUAUAGAGCGGAAACAGGCCCUUCGGUCCACUGAGUCUGCGCCAACCAGCGAUGACCCCGUACACUAGCACUAUCCUACACACUAGCGGCAAUUUCCAAUUUUUACCAAAGCCAAUUAACUUUUACAAUGUACGUCUUUGGAGUGUGGGAGGACACGGGAGCACCCACGGAUAACAUGUGCGGUCCGUACGGGGUGUACGUACAAACUCCAUACAGACACCCACCCAGUUCGUAGUCAGGAUUGAACCCAAGUCUCUGGGGCUGUAAGGCAGCAAUUCUACUACUGUACCACCGUGAUGCCCUUACAGGUGCUGGUAACUUUUUUACUGAAAGGGCGGUAGGUGUAUGGAACGAGCUGACAGAGGAGGUAGUUGAGGCAGGUACUAUCGCAACAUUUAAGAAACAUUUAGACAGGCAAAUGGAUAGGACAUGUUUAGAGGGAUAUUGGCCAAAUGCAGGCAUGUAGGACUAUACUUGGGGUAUGUUGGUUGGUGUGGGCAAGAUGAGCCAAGGGCCUGUUUCCACGCUGUAUGACUCUUUGACUCCAAAACACAAAAGGACACAGAAUGCUGGAGUAACUCAGCAGGUCAGGCAGAAUCUCUUGAGACAGCACCCAAAGUAAGGAACUUUUCCUCGCAGUAUAUGUAAAUUAGCGAUACUAGACUGUACUUGGAAGUGUGGAAAAGGAUAGAAUAAAUUUGGACAGAUAUAUGGACAGGAAUCUCCUAAUUCAGAUCAUCAGUGAAUGCAGAUUUAUUUCAGAAAGCUGUAUUGCUGGCUUUCACCGUCUCUAUGGAUGUAGUGACACUUAAAUGAUAUUACUGUUCACAAGGAGAUAUGCGGGGCAGGUUUCUUACACUGAGGAUGGUGGGUGCCUGGAACCCACUGCCAGGGGUGGUGGUGGAGGGCGAUAAAAUAGUGGCGCUUAAGAGGUUUUUAGAUAGGCACAUGAAUAUGCAGAGCAAUGGAGCAAUAUGGAUCACGUGCAGAGGAUAUUGUGGGGCCAAAGGUCCUGUUCCUGCAUGUUCUGUUCUAUCAGACAUAGGAGUAGAAUUAGGCCAUUCAGCCCAUCAAAUCUCCACUGCCAUUCAAUCAUGGCAGACCUCCACCCCCAUUCUUCUGUCUUCUCCCCGUAAUCUUUGACCUCUUUACUAAUCAAGAAUCUAUCAAUCCCUGCUUUAAAAAUACCCAAUGGCUUUGCCUCCACUGUCGUCUGUGGCAAUGAAUUUCACAGAAUCGUCCUCCUCUGGGUAAAGAAAUCCUUCUGCAUCUCCAUUCGGAAGGUACGUCCUUUUAUUCUGAGGCUGUGCUCUCUGAUCCUAAUCUCUCCAAUUAUUCGAAAUGUAUUUUUCACAGGAAACCCCAUCUCAGUCCAGCAAGGAGCAAACCGCAGUUUAGUGUAGGGUGUGGAAACAGGCCCUUCAGCCCAUCGAGCCUGUGCUGACCAGUGAUCACACCGUACACUAACACUAUCCUACACACUAGGGAUAAUUUACAAUUGUUCCCAAAGACAAUUAACCUCCAAAUCUAUGUCUUUGGAGUGUGGGAGGAAUCCAGAGCACCCGGAGAAAUCCCACGAUGUCACAGGGAGAAAGUACAAACUUCGUACAGACAGACAGCACCAGGAUCGAACCCAGGUCUCUGGCGCGGUAUGGCAGUAACUCUAUUGCAGUGCCACCGUGCCGCCUAAAUGCUACGGCUCAUUGCUCUACGAUGUCUCAGAGUUUUCCUGAAAGCCUACCGCAGGCACGAUUCCCUUUGGAAUGGUGGCACUUGACAUCAAUUAUCGCCCUUUGGGUCAAUAAUAGACUCGCAGGCACCCACCAUUGAGUGCGGAGGAUCUCAGCAACAUCUCUCACUUCAUUCGGGCAAAGCAUCCGCAAUGUUAUUUUAUUUGGUUGGGAAAUGUUCAAAUUAAAUAUUUUGUCCAAAUUCUUCAAUACUGGUUUUUCCCUGAUGGCAUCUAAACCUGCAUUUCUUCACACUGCCUGUGACCAUGUGUCAACACAUCAUCCCACCAGGGAGGCACAGUCCUGCAGCGGGUAGAGCCGCUGCCUCACAGCACUGGAGACCCAGGCUCAAUCGUGACCUCGGGUGCUGUCUGUGAGUGUGGAGUUUGCAUGUUGUCCCUGUGACUGCGUGGGUUUCAUGAUCAGCCAUGAUCAUAUUGAAUGGCGGUGCAGGCUCGAAGGGCCGAAUGGCCUACUCCUGCACCUAUUUUCUAUGUUUCUAUGUUUCCUCCGAGAAGACUUGCGAGUUUGUAGGUUAUAUGGCUUCUGUAAAUUGUCCCUGGUGUGUAGGGCAGGACUAGUGUAUGGGAUGAUUGUUGGUUGGCAUUGACUCAGUGGGCCGAAAGACCCAUGGUGGGUCGAAGGGCCUGAUCCCAUGCUGUAUUUCUACAACUAAGCAGUACAGCACAGGUACAGGCCCCUUCGGACCACUAUGUCUCUGCCGAACAUGAUAUUCUCAACUCUUUAAGAGGGAUUUUGGUGGAAUUAUUCUCAGGUAGUUGUAAAAGAUUCCAUAUAACAGGACAAAACUGUCAGUUCCAUCAAACAGUUACCACUCGAUGUAUGGAUUCAGAAGUUCACAAGUUAUAGGAACAGAAUUUAGUUAUUCGGCUCAUCAAGUCUACUCCGCCAUUCAAUCAUGGCUGAUCUAUCUUUCCCUCUCAUCCCUCUCAGCCAUGAUCAUAUUGAAUGGCGGUGCAGGCUCGAAGGGCCGAAUGGCCUACUCCUGCACCUAGUUUCCAUUUUUCUAUGUCUAUGUUAACCCCAUUCUGCUGCCUUCUCUCUUUAAACCC
Messenger RNA from Leucoraja erinaceus (little skate), 5038 nucleotides. RefSeq names its product recombination signal binding protein for immunoglobulin kappa J region-like (gene rbpjl). Lineage: Eukaryota; Metazoa; Chordata; Chondrichthyes; Rajiformes; Rajidae. Gene Ontology annotation, molecular function: DNA-binding transcription activator activity, RNA polymerase II-specific; RNA polymerase II cis-regulatory region sequence-specific DNA binding. The transcript is spliced from 12 exons. The record is from RefSeq and is a predicted model, not a curated record. Bases 123 to 1736 code for a protein of 537 amino acids. Gene Ontology annotation, cellular component: nucleus. Gene Ontology annotation, biological process: regulation of transcription by RNA polymerase II.